This is a messenger RNA of Miscanthus lutarioriparius, 663 nucleotides long. NCBI's taxonomy places the organism in Eukaryota, Viridiplantae, Streptophyta, Magnoliopsida, Poales, Poaceae. The record is from the annotation of a GenBank genome assembly.
AUGAGGCGGCAGCCAUCGACGGCCGACGAUAUGGUGGGCACGCCGCAGGGUCUGGCGCGUUCCUCAUCGGGCGUCUGGUGGAAGCUGAUGGGCGACGCGUCUGAUGCAGGAUCCGAUGCGUCGGAGGUGGACCGGCAGCUGCGCGGCAUCGCCAACGAGGAGGCCGCCGUGAGGGCCCGCAUAGAGAGGCGGCACGCGGGCGCCCCCGCCGUCCGACGCAAGAUCGCCGUCGCGUCCAUGGGCCUUGAGGUGGUGGCGCUGCUUUGGUACGGCCUGUGGAGGGCCAGGGCCAGGAGGCGGGGCAGCGGCAGGGCGCCCACCACCACCAGGCCGUCUCUGCUGCUGCCUGCGCUCGCCGUGCCUGCUGCCUUGGCCACCGUCGCCCUCGCUGCAUUCGGCCGCUUCCGGAACAUGUUGGAUCGCAGUGAUGAGCAGCAGCUGGAGCGGCUCCGAGCAGAAAGGAAGGCCAAGAUUGGCAGCUUCAGGGGAAGCCACCACAACUUGCAAAAGCUCAUCCAGAAGUAUGAUCCUGAUGAUGCUGCUGCUGCUGCUGCUGCUGCUGACAGCAACACUGAUGGUGGUGAUAGCAAAACUACGAAAAAGCUCAAGAGGACGCACUCGCGGUUGAGCUUCCAGUUCCAUGUGGGAGAGGGAGACGAAUGA